AUACUUCUUUCCUUCUUUUCAACUCAAAACGUUGAGCAGUGUGCCACGCGCUCCGCUUGUGCUAGCCGAAAAUAUUAAUUUUCGUUCCAAUUGUUCUUAAUCAUGACGGAAACAUUACAACUGCGCGGCCAGCUAGUCGGCCAUUCCGGCUGGGUUACACAAAUCGCGACUAACCCGAAAUAUCCGGAUAUGAUUCUGUCUUCAUCGCGAGAUAAGACAUUAAUUGUAUGGAAACUUACCCGUGACGAUGCCAGCUACGGUAUUCCCCAAAAGCGUCUGUACGGCCAUUCGCAUUUCAUUAGUGACGUUGUUUUAUCUUCCGACGGAAACUACGCCUUGUCCGGUUCGUGGGACAAAACUCUUCGCCUAUGGGAUUUAGCAGCAGGAAAAUCUACACGCCGUUUUGAAGACCAUACUAAGGACGUUCUGUCUGUUGCAUUCUCUGUAGAUAAUCGUCAGAUUGUUUCGGGAUCCCGUGACAAGACCAUUAAAUUGUGGAAUACUUUGGCCGAGUGCAAGUACACCAUCCAAGAGGAUGGACAUUCCGAUUGGGUUUCAUGUGUUCGUUUUUCACCAAACCACACUAAUCCAAUAAUUGUUUCUGCUGGUUGGGAUCGCACCGUUAAAGUUUGGAAUUUGGCAAACUGUAAAUUGAAAAUCGAUCACUUGGGUCACAACGGUUACCUGAAUUCAGUGUCCGUUUCCCCGGACGGUUCUCUGUGUACAUCUGGUGGUAAGGAUUGCAAAGCGUUCCUGUGGGAUUUGAACGAUGGCAAACAUCUGCACACUCUGGAACAUAACGAGGUAAUCAACGCACUGUGCUUCUCGCCGAAUCGCUACUGGUUGUGUGUUGCAUACGGACCAUCGAUUAAGAUUUGGGAUUUGGCAUGCAAAACCAUGGUUGAAGAACUGAAGCCAUCGAAGGCUGAUCCGCCACAAUGUCUGUCAUUAGCCUGGUCCACCGAUGGACAGACCUUAUAUGCCGGAUACUCGGAUAAUAUUAUUCGCGUUUGGCAGGUGUCCGUAUCAGCGCGAUAAGACCGUUGAGUUUGAAUAAGAUUUGUUUAAUAAAAACACAUUCGUAUAUUGGUAUGUAAACCAAUCCACAA
Messenger RNA from Malaya genurostris, 1109 nucleotides. It is a transcript of the gene Rack1, whose product is annotated as small ribosomal subunit protein RACK1. The coding region runs from base 103 to 1038 and encodes 311 amino acids. Gene Ontology annotation, biological process: positive regulation of protein phosphorylation; rescue of stalled cytosolic ribosome. Gene Ontology annotation, cellular component: nucleus; cytosol. The record is from RefSeq and is a predicted model, not a curated record. Gene Ontology annotation, molecular function: translation regulator activity; protein kinase C binding; ribosome binding. The transcript is spliced from 3 exons. NCBI's taxonomy places the organism in Eukaryota, Metazoa, Arthropoda, Insecta, Diptera, Culicidae.